AUGCAACCAGUUCCUCGCUCAUGCUCGGCCGCCCAUGAGCUCCAGAGCAAGCACGGUAUCAACUACAGCCUCACCCUGAUGUUCUCUCAGGUGCAGGCCAUCGCCGCCGCCGAGGGUGGCGCCUUCCUGAUCUCAUCCUUAGUUAGCCGCAUCCUCGACUGUUUCGUUCUCGGCCUGAUAAGCUUGCCCGAGAAGGGGCCCGACACCCGAUCCAUCGUCGAGCCUACCGGCGCCCUGACCCUUGCUGGUCUCAAGAAAUACGCCGCUGAGCAUCAGCCGUCCACUCCGACCUCCUCCCUCUGCGCCAUCCUCUCGGGGGCCAACAUGGACUUCGACCGCCUGCGGUUCGUCGCCGGGCGUGCCCGGUUGGGAGAAGGCAAUGAAGUGCUCCUCUCAAUGAUCGUUCCAGACCAGCCCAAGGUCUUCAAUUCGAUGAUACAGUGCAUUCUCCCGCGGCCAGUCAUAGAGUUCUCUUACCGUUUCGGCAACCAGACAAAGCCAUUAUCUUCAUGUCCAUCCUUGUGCAGGAUAGAGAUACGGAGAUCCCGCAGAUACCCACCAAGGUGCCAUCCUCCAGCGACAUUCGCUACCUUGGAUCCGGACCUCGUUGCGGUCUCGACUAGCUAA
Molecule: messenger RNA, 627 nt
Organism: Tricharina praecox
Lineage: Eukaryota; Fungi; Ascomycota; Pezizomycetes; Pezizales; Pyronemataceae
Exons: 4
Coding region: 1-627 (208 amino acids)
Biological process (GO): L-threonine catabolic process; carbohydrate metabolic process
Molecular function (GO): threonine deaminase activity
Source: RefSeq, a predicted model, not a curated record